Messenger RNA from Callorhinchus milii (elephant shark), 1968 nucleotides. It is a transcript of the gene bfsp2, whose product is annotated as beaded filament structural protein 2, phakinin. Gene Ontology annotation, cellular component: intermediate filament. Lineage: Eukaryota; Metazoa; Chordata; Chondrichthyes; Chimaeriformes; Callorhinchidae. The record is from RefSeq and is a predicted model, not a curated record. Gene Ontology annotation, biological process: intermediate filament organization. The coding region runs from base 1 to 1290 and encodes 429 amino acids. Gene Ontology annotation, molecular function: structural molecule activity. The transcript is spliced from 8 exons.
AUGCCGUUUCCCAGGCGGAGAACCACACUGACCUCCUCCCCGGCCCCGGGCCCGGGCCCGAGCCCCACAGCGGCCCCCGCCGCCGGCUGGACACGGCCGCGGGAUAACCAGGCGGUGGGGACGCGGGUGACCCGCAGGGCUCUGGGCAUCAGCUCCAUCUUCGUGCAGGGACUGCACACGGCGGACGCGGCGCCGGUGUCGAGCGGGAACGGGAGAGGAGGAGGAGGAGGCGGUGUCUCCGGGAGAGCGCUGGUCCUGAACUUGGACCAACUCAACAGCCGCUUCGUGGAAUACAUCGAGAAGGUGCGCGCCCUGGAGCAGCGGAACAGGGAGCUGGAGGGGCACAUCCGAGACUGUCUGCACAGGAGGGGCAGCGCACACAGCUCCGGCACCAGCCUCAGGCACGACUGGGAGCAGCUGUACUGCCAGGUAUCGGAUGUGAUCCUUGAUAAUGCUCGUCUUAUGCUUCAGACAGAAAACACUCAAGCCACUGGAGAGGACUUCAAAGUCAGAUACGAAAAUGAGCAACCAUUCCGACAAGCAGUAGAAGAAGAGAUCACUUCACUCUAUAAAGUGAUGGACGAUGCUAAGAUAGCUAAGAUGGAGCUGGAGAGUCAGAUAGAACAUAUGAAGGAAGAAACUGCCUACCUGACAAAGAAUCAUGAGAAGGAUGUAAAAGCACUGUACCUUCAGCUUGCUGACUCUCAGGUGGAGGAGACUGAUGCUCCCAUGGAAACCAGCCUGGACCACGUCCUGGAAGCAGUUCGAACUCACUGGGAAAAGACGAUUGAAAAAAAUCGUGCAGAAACUGAUUUAUGGCUUGACAACAAGUCUGAAGUGGUGACAGCCAAACUGAGCCAAGAAGAGGAAGCAGUAGAAGCACUGAGAGCAGAGUUCAAUGACGUGGGAAGUAAAGUACAGAGUCUUCAAGCAGAAACUGAAUCGCUGAGAGCUCUGAAAAGGGGGUUGGAGAAUUCCUUGAAUGACACAAAACACUGGUAUCAGAUUGAACUUCAGAAUCUAGGUGCUGUCAUCUCCAAAUUGAAAGCUGAACUUUCCGAGAUUCACAGUGAUGUUGAACAGCAGCAGGAUGACUAUGAGGCCAUCGUAAAUAACAAAAUGAGACUGGAAAUGGAGAUUGGAGCUUACCAUGGUCUUCUUGAGGGAGAAGAAAGCAGAUUGUCAAGUCCAGCAGCGACUGGUCUUGGAGGUUUAAGUUUCAGUUCUCCAGCAACGACACAGCAGUCUGCAACCUCAACUGCUGCUCCUGUUGAUGGAACAUCCCAAUAGGAGAAGAAGGAGCCGGCGUUGAUGUCAGUCAAUACAAAUGUUCCUGUAAUGUGCAUCUUGCACAAAGGUGAUAUUUCGGCAUCAACGACAGUCUUGGCUCAUUGAAGCACAGGAAUGUGUUGAUUUUGUGAUGUGUUGCAUUAUGAAACUGGUUUCCUACAAACAUUUAUUUUAUUUAAAAUUUGUAUUUUUGAAAUAUUUUUUGAGAUGUGAAAAUUGAACCAGAGGUUUGCUUCACUGGUUAUGCUACUUAACAUAAAAUGUUAAAAAAUAUAUUGCACUUAAAAUUGAUUUGAGUGUUAUAAUCCAAAGACGUGUUACAAUCUUUACACUUAACACUUGAUUGCCUACAACAUUAUAUCAGAUUAGCACUGAUUCAUUUCAGAAGCAUUUUCACUUAAUUUACCUUUUGUCUUUACACAGCAUUGAAUUAAUGCCAUCUGAUCUGGAUAAUCUGCUACCAGCCAUCAGUGUUUUGGUAGGAGGUAGAUUAGGAGGUAGAUUACGGACCAACACUGAUGCAUCCAAAUCAAAUGCAAGAAUAUUUUUAGAAAUAUUCCUAAAAUACCUGAUUUUUUUUUGCAUGGAUCUUCUAUGUGUGUUAUAAAAAUGAUUGACUGGUCUGUGAAAGGAUUUGUGUGUGAAUUAUUUCUUGUUUCAUUAAAAAUUAACACCACA